Molecule: messenger RNA, 1306 nt
Organism: Corticium candelabrum
Lineage: Eukaryota; Metazoa; Porifera; Homoscleromorpha; Homosclerophorida; Plakinidae
Product: cuticle collagen dpy-13-like
Exons: 1
Coding region: 144-1202 (352 amino acids)
Source: RefSeq, a predicted model, not a curated record
UCUGGUGUAUGUUGCACUCGUUGUAACGGAAGGAUUGUUGUAAAGACAUAACAUCCGCUCUCAAAUAUGCUCUAAAUGCUGCACACGUCUGCAGUCUGCAUCAGUUGAAUUUGAUUGCAUGCAGAGGAUUUGUCUUGAUCACAAUGCGCAGAAGUGGAUCUGAUGAGAAACCGUGUGCUUCCAAUAGAACAUGUUGGCUGAUUACAUUGUUAACAGCUUCGGUGAUCACAAAUUUUAUAUUCAGUGCAGUUGGUUUUCUGUUAGUAAGAAAUCUGCACGAUGCUGUUGUGGAUCUUCAAGAUCAGCAGUCAGUAGCAAGUGAGAUGAAGGAACGCAUGAGUGACGUGUUAUCAGUGUUUGCAACAACAGAUAGAGAGAAGAGAUCAGUAUUGUCUUCCACUUCAUCGUCUCGACUAGCAGUUGAUGUUGGGUCAAUGUUUAUAGCAGCAAUCAAAGGCAUGUGCAGACCAGAAGGUGGUGUUUGCAUUUCGGGAUCAAAAGGAGAAGCUGGACAACCAGGCAGAGAUGGGUUGCCAGGAAGAGAUGGUUUACCAGGUAGAGAUGGUUUACCUGGUGCUGCUACUGGUCAUGUGGGUUUACGUGGUCCCCCUGGUAAGCCCGGAGCUAAGGGAACGGGAUUGCCUGGAAAGCAAGGUCCAAUAGGGAUACCCGGUGGGAAGGGAGAGAAAGGGAUGCACGGGGCUAAAGGGAUUCAAGGAGAAAAGGGAGAGCGAGGGGGUAAGGGUGAAAGAGGAUAUGCUGGUCAAAAGGGACAGAAAGGAGAGAAAGGGAAGGUACAAGAAGUUAUACCAAGUCACUGUAACCAAGGAAACCAUCGAGUCUUAAAUGAUACUUGGAGGAAAACUUCAUCUAGUAUUUUUUACCUAGACCAUCAUAAGGAUAGAGAAGGGUAUGGCUUUCAACCAGGAUGGCAUGUAUUUGCUGCUAGUAUUGGGGGACAAAUGCCCGAGACUUGCCCACCAAGGCGUCGUUGUGGAACAGGUGCACCAGGAUGGCUAAACGGAACUCACCCAACUGCAAUUGGACAGACCAGUAACGAAACAGUUUGUUUCAACUGGGAUGACUGUUGUAAAUGGCAGGUGACUGUUGAAAUCACCAACUGUGGAGGAUUUUACGUGUACAACUUGCCUAAUGUACCAUGUGACGACUGUAACUUAGCUUACUGUGGCAACGCUGAAUGACACUGGCAGUUAAAAAGUUCUACAACUAGCUGAGUAUGUUACUAUGUAGUGCUCAUGGUUUAAAGAUACUUUGUAAUCAUACAGUUGCAUGUGCAGUUCUCACG